This is a messenger RNA of Penicillium cataractarum, 2955 nucleotides long. RefSeq lists its product as uncharacterized. NCBI's taxonomy places the organism in Eukaryota, Fungi, Ascomycota, Eurotiomycetes, Eurotiales, Aspergillaceae. The transcript is spliced from 4 exons. The coding region runs from base 1 to 2955 and encodes 984 amino acids. The record is from RefSeq and is a predicted model, not a curated record.
AUGUCUCCAUCUUCCGAUCCUAUCUCGUCUCUCCCUCGCUCUGUUCCUCCUCUACCUCUGACAGAAGCCCACCUGGCGUUGAUCCCACUGGAACAUCAACAGAAUAUCAAGAACAAGGCAAACAGACGAGAAAGCCUGGAAACUGACAUAUCUGCGGUUUCGGUUCGCUCUACUUUGUCUGAGUUUAUCUCAAAGAAGACCGAUACCCUCAUCGCCCGUAUUGAGGAGCUCGAGGCCCAGCUAGAUGGCGUUGGUUCAGCUCCCGAGGCCCUUGGGGAAGGCAUUUUUAUCGAGGCCUUUGGGCAGAUUGUUAAUGAGCUAGCUGAAAAAUCCAAGGAGCUCAUGCUUCUCAAAGGGAGCGAGCGAUGGGUUGAACAGCGGCUUGAAGAGCAGAUCGAGACCCAGCUUUCCACACGACAACUGGAGACUCCUCAGCCUGACGACCCUUUCCAUUUCAACCAACUCGACCUCGGCGAUCAUUCUGGCCUACACGAAGAAGCAGCCGAUAAAUUGUGUGAAAGGGCCAAUCCUCAUCCCGGAAAGCGACCGCGCCUUGAGGGGUGGAAUGACUUGACCCCUCCCCAUGAUGGCCUCCGUCCACUUGAUCACCUUCGCGACAACCGCCAUUAUCCCGAGGAUAGUCCUACUGAGAGAAGUGGCCAAGGUGAUCUACCCAUCGAUGGAUCUCAGGCUAAAGGACAAGAGACUCCCGCUCCUUGGUACGAUGACGAAGUGAUAUCCAGAAUGUACGCGGAAAUGAUCCCCCAGCGCGUUGUGGGAGGUUACGGCAAGGAACGUGGUUUCAAAAGCCAUGAUCAGUACAAAUUCAGCAAGGCGGUUCUUGAGAGAUACGAUGCGCUGAAAGAGGGGGAUGGGGUCCAGAAAAAGUGGUGUCACGCUACUGGUCUCAUGUGGCUAGCAAAGGAGAUCAAAUGUGCCCACCUGGUUCCCAGCUGUAUGACCUCUGAUGAAAUUGCCAUGUUGUUCGGUGAUAAGGGGCUGAAGUCGGUGCUCCUUGAUCCCCUUAAUGGCCUAACACUCCACAGAAACGUGGAGGUGGCGUACGAUUGCGCAAGAAUCGCGAUUGUACCUAAUCGCAUCCCCAUCAUUGAGGGAGUAGCGACGGAAUGGAAGUGCCUGCUGGUCGACACCUCGUACGCAAACAAGAUUGCGUGUAGCUUUGGAGAUAGGGACAUUUACUGGAGAGACCUGAAUGGCAAGAAGCUAGAAUUCUUGACUCCGAAUCGGCCCGCAAGGAGAUACCUCUAUUUCCGAUUCCUAACGACAUACAUUCAUACCAAGCGUAAGGGCUUUACGGCCUUCACCACUCAAUUUGAGAACUCAAGUGACUUUUGGGGAACACCAGGGGAAUACGUGGAGAAGAGCUCGCUGAACCUUCUAGCAAAGAAUGUCGGCAUCAAGCUACCCCGCGCUGUCAUGCAGAACGCUUUCGAUGGAGGCGGUUCGAAUCAUCCAGUUGAAGAACCAAGACUGCUUGCACCAGUGGCAAAGGUGAUCAGCGCUGGGAAACCCAUGUCCGGCGCUUGCAACACGGUGAAGACGACAGUGAUUCGGAAGGGGAAGGAUGUGGGGAUUGCUACAAUCUGGACGGUAUCUGACCUGGGGAAUUUCAUGACCAGCACUUUCCCUUCCGAGUUAGUUUCAUGCAUAGCUGAAGCUGCUCCAAUUUUACACCGUUGCCUCCUGCGGCUUGGGUCGUUUCCAUAUCACAAUGAUCCGCAUCCUGCUCUUUCUUUGGAUGUGCUACGCACAGGCAUGAUUAUUCUGCUUAGGCUAGAUAGAGGGAAACUUCUGGAUCAUGAUAACGACGACGCGUCACUCGUUUACCCUGAUCGGUUCAGCGCUAAACAACGAGUUUUGUUGUACCAGAGCAUGACAGAGCCGCUAGGAACCUUUGCCCAGGAAUCUCGAAACCCAGAAGACGAUUAUCACCUUGCGAAAGCUAUUGAGAUUAUCACGUAUGGGAAUUUCAAACGCAAUUCGCGGUUCCCGACCGCAGUGAGCAAAGGACCUGAAUAUUCUCCCGUCGAACAUUUCCCUUCGUCAAACUCUACAUUCACCAGCGGAAAGAUCCCGGUAGAGGAUUUUAGGCUUUUGCUUCGGUUAAUGCUCCUGACUCAAUUGUAUGUGGCUGGUAUUGGCCCAGAGAAUUUUACGUCGUUCCUAUCGGAAAUUGAAGGAAAGACAGACUGCCUAUUGGCGACAUUCUUAACCGGAGAUGGGUUAUCGAAUGCUGUCUCUUUCACGGCAUUCGACAGCGCCCUAGCAAACUCAAUGCAAAACCUCUUCCUGGGCCUGCCUCGAAUCCUCGGUCCUUUGCACUCGGUCAAACCCUUCCCGCCAGCGACACCCCCAUCAUCAGUCCCUGAAGCACAAAAAGUGUUAAAAGAAUUGUUUACGCCGUCAGUCACAACAGAGCCUCCUCCCAAAGCAAUAAUUAUGAGUCUCCCUCUCCUGAGCCAGCUCUCGGUGAGCUUACCACAAGACUUUCCCAUCGAAAGACCAGAAAUUCUUCUUUCUUCUCAGGAGGUGGAUCUAAAGUGUCUAAAAGGUUCCCUAUCUGCGAUUACAAAGGCCAGGAUACUGUUGGUGUCUGGAAAGGCCGGUCAAAAAGCUGCCAUAUUCGGAGCCUACUUUCCGAAGGGGUCGUCGCCUGACACCUGGAACAAGUCAUGCGUCGUAGUUCAACUGGCGCCAGUUCAUCGAACGUUCCAUCAUUCCGGAGAUGUGGUGCCAAAUAAGGAACCAGAUUUUGGAGACAGCUCGCGGUUGGCACUUGCCUUUGCAGAUGUUACUCUCGUGUUGAGCGAGGGAUUCGCCAAAGGCAGUCUUAUCGCGCAAUUCGGCGAUAGUACCGGCCAAGAGCUUGUUGUUGAUGGUGUAGAGGUUCUAAGCUUUGAAGGAUCCUUUGUUCGUGUCAAUACUUUCGAGUAG